This is a messenger RNA of Geodia barretti, 339 nucleotides long. The record is from the annotation of a GenBank genome assembly. NCBI's taxonomy places the organism in Eukaryota, Metazoa, Porifera, Demospongiae, Tetractinellida, Geodiidae.
AUGACCGGAGAAUACUUGAACCGCAUUACGUCGGUGCGCCACUGCGGGCCGUUCGUGCGAAUUGAGGGCAACGAAGGCCAGAAUACCUGGCUGCAUUUCGCCAUACCCACGCCCACCGUCCAUGACGGCAACCACACCAAGGCAGAAUCGGUGUCGGUGGCAUUCCGUGCGCGCUCUCACGCCAAGGUGCACGAAGUGCUGGUAUACGACGGCGAAAAGAUUAUCGCGGAGCAUCAGGACCUGGGAUUAAAGGGCGAUCACCUGGACAGUAAAUUUGAGAUUCCCGGCGGUCCGGAAGUGAGAUCGCGGCAUCAACGUGGUGGUCGGCGUCACGUUUGA